UCUUCAGUUUUCGCGCCCCGGAGGGUCGAAGUAUUGUCGUUUCGACUACCCUUCCCCUCCGCGUUCAACAUGACUGCUGCCCUCAAUGUACCCUCAGAAGAAGAAGACUCGGUAACUCCUCGACUGCAACUAUCCUUUCUAAAACCUCGACGAGACGCUACUACCAUUGAAGAGUCUUCCCCAUGCAGUACAUGUUGCACUACUCCUCCAACAUCACCUAUGAGAGUAGUCAGUGAUGCCGCCCUCACGGCCUUUGAUACUUCCUACCAGCUCGGGUCUACCAUAGCGGCAGGAGCGUACGGGCAGGUUUGUCGCUCAAUAUGUCGACAAACUGGAAGACCCGUCGCGUUGAAGAUUAUCGAGAAGCCCCCGUAUGAGACGAUCCCCCCUUGUAUCUCGGAUAUGGCAGGGCACGGCCCAGAAGAGGCGGAAACUAUGGAACUUAUUGCGAAUCUUGACAUUGAUGGUGUGCCCAAGAUCCUCGACGUUUUUGAGGACUGUGAUGCGACCUAUAUCGUAUCCGAACUUGGUGGUUUAGAUCUUUACGAGUGGCUCCGACGGCGAUCUACAGUUCGGGAAGAUGCCACUAUUCUGUCUGUCAUCAUGCAAUUAUUGACGAUUUUAGAUUCUCUUCAUGGUUGGGGUAUUUCCCAUAAUGAUAUCAAGUUGGAGAACAUUCUUCUCAACGACUCUGGUGACGUGCAUUUAGUUGAUUUCGGAAGCGCAGUUGUUUGCGCUUGCACCCACCACGCCGGUUUGAGGCGUCAGGUUUUACAGCGCGAUCAGCAUGAUAAUGAUGAUGAUUGCUUUGUCGGAGAAUGUUCCGACGCUGUGUUUUCUGAACGUUGUGAAGAUGAUUUUCUUGCUUGCGCUGUCGUGAUGUACCAACUUUUCACUGGCAGUCCGCUUGCGUCUAUUGAGAGACGCGAGUCGUCGACGCCUAAGAAGAAGGCGGCAUUAAGAAGAGUCUCGAAAGGAGAACUCCUUUCUGCUGAGGAGGUUCGAGGCUUGUUCGAGCAAAUCGAUUAAGAAGUAUCCUUAGGUUGAGCGUGCAAGAUACAAACUAGGUCCGUUUAUGACUAACAUUUCCGUUUCUGAUCUUCUGAACAUCUACUAUUUACCUCUUCUUGUUAUCAACUGCUAUAUAACUUCCGUUUUUCGGGCACCUCGCGAUUUCUGGUGAAUCCCCAUGCAUCCGGUUGACACCGUUUGUAGCAUGGUUCUGAUGGCGAUACACUCUCCAGCCUUGAUUUGACAAUAAGGAGGUUGUCGUUACUAGCGAUGCUGAAUGUGCUGAUUUAGGGAUGCUACCCGAGGGCGAUUUUAACCCUUAGAACGGUAGGUUGCAGUUUUUAUGUCGUCGUACUGCGAAAGCGACAAUUGUUGUUGCUGCUAUUAUUGAUGGUCGAAUUAGCAGUAUUAUCGAUACCAACACUAUUAGUUUAGGAUUUCGACUACCUUGCCUGUCAUUACCAUUAGUACUAGUAUUUCUAGUACUACUAACACGUGGCCACUACGAGUAUUUUAAGUGCGUUACACGAAUACUCGUACUGGUAAAAUAUGGUUAUCACUUCUAGUCUUGCUUUUGCCGCUGCUCUCAUCUAUCUAUCGUACCAUUGAAUCCCCCACCACUAUCGAGUCUAUUAACAACUACUACGGAUAACCACUUUUUCUCGA
This is a messenger RNA of Perkinsus marinus ATCC 50983, 1677 nucleotides long. Its product is annotated as maternal embryonic leucine zipper kinase, putative. The coding region runs from base 70 to 1029 and encodes 319 amino acids. The transcript has a single exon. The record is from RefSeq and is a predicted model, not a curated record. Gene Ontology annotation, cellular component: nucleus. Lineage: Eukaryota; Perkinsozoa; Perkinsida; Perkinsidae. Gene Ontology annotation, molecular function: ATP binding; protein serine/threonine kinase activity. Gene Ontology annotation, biological process: mitotic DNA damage checkpoint signaling; protein phosphorylation.